CAGUAUCUAUUGUUGGUUGUAUUUUUUCCAUUUGGAGCACUAUGCUACAGCAAAAUAUUCUCUUGUAUAAAACAGUACUAGUAUGAGGAAGACAAAUGCAAUUAAGAGUUAUAUUAUCUUCUGAAGCGUGAGGGCGAUGGAGGAAAGAAAGCCACUCAAACUCUACUUCAUUCAUUUCCUAGCAGCGGGUCACAUGAUCCCUCUCUGCGACAUGGCCACACUCUUCUCCACUCGCGGCCACCACGUCACCAUCAUCACCACCCCCUCCAACGCCCAAAUCCUCCGCAAAUCCCUCCCCUCCCACCCUCUCCUCCGCCUCCACACCGUUCAGUUCCCCUCCCAUGAGGUGGGUCUUCCCGACGGCAUCGAAAACAUCUCCGCCGUCUCCGACUUGGACAGCCUCGGCAAGGUGUUCAGUGCCACCGCCAUGCUCCAACCCCCCAUCGAGGACUUCGUGGAGCAGCAGCCACCCGAUUGCAUCGUCGCCGACUUUCUCUUCCCCUGGGUGGAUGACUUGGCCAAAAAGCUUCGCAUCCCCAGACUUGCCUUCAACGGCUUCUCCCUCUUCACCAUCUGCGCCAUACACUCCUCCUCCGAGUCUUCCGAUUCUCCCAUCAUUCAGAGUCUCCCUCACCCCAUCACCCUCAACGCAACACCGCCAAAGGAAUUGACCAAAUUCCUUGAAACCGUGCUGGAGACAGAGCUCAAAAGCUAUGGCCUCAUCGUCAACAGCUUUACGGAACUCGAUGGAGAAGAGUACACCCGCUACUACGAGAAAACCACGGGCCACAAGGCUUGGCAUCUUGGCCCUGCCUCUCUAAUAGGCAGAACCGCUCAAGAGAAAGCAGAGAGGGGACAGAAGAGCGUGGUGAGUAUGCACGAGUGUGUGGCUUGGCUUGACUCAAAGAGAGAAAACUCGGUCGUCUACAUAUGCUUCGGAAGCCUUUGCUAUUUCCAGGAUAAACAACUAUACGAGAUAGCAUGCGGGAUCCAAGCAUCGGGACAUGAUUUCAUAUGGGUGGUUCCGGAGAAGAAAGGGAAAGAGCAUGAGAAGGAGGAAGAGAAGGAGAAGUGGCUGCCCAAGGGUUUUGAAGAGACAAAUGAAGACAAGGGGAUGAUUAUAAGGGGAUGGGCCCCACAGAUGAUUAUACUUGGGCACCCGGCCAUUGGUGCCUUCCUCACGCACUGCGGCUGGAACUCGACGGUGGAGGCGGUGAGUGCGGGGAUUCCGAUGCUGACUUGGCCUGUGCAUGGAGAACAGUUUUACAACGAAAAGCUGAUAACAGAGGUUAGGGGGAUUGGGGUGGAGGUUGGAGCUGUGGAGUGGACCCCCAUUGGGAUUGGUGAUAGACUCAACUUGGUCACCAGAGAUCAUAUUCAGAAGGGUGUCAGACGCUUGAUGGACGCUUCUGAUGAAGCUCUAGAAAUUAGACGGCGAGCAAAAGACUUUGCCCAAAAGGCCAGACAAGCUGUUCUAGAAGGAGGUUCAUCUCACAACAAUUUAACGGCCCUGAUUCAUCAUCUUAUACUUCUCAGGCACGCCAGGCUUCUCGCUUAAUCAAAUACUCAUUAAUAUAUGUAUUUUUCGCAUUUAGUUGCUUCUUCAAUGGUCAUAAAUGCAUCCACAUUGAUAAGGAAAACCUAAAAAAAUAAACUGGUAUAUGAUUACUGAUUGAUUGUAACACGUAUUUUUCAUUAAUCAGAAAAGAAACAUACGUAUUUUUCUUUGUUACCAAAGUCUCUUACGUCAAUGACACAA
Messenger RNA from Glycine soja, 1759 nucleotides. Its product is annotated as UDP-glucose flavonoid 3-O-glucosyltransferase 7-like. The transcript has a single exon. Bases 137 to 1558 code for a protein of 473 amino acids. NCBI's taxonomy places the organism in Eukaryota, Viridiplantae, Streptophyta, Magnoliopsida, Fabales, Fabaceae. Gene Ontology annotation, molecular function: UDP-glycosyltransferase activity. The record is from RefSeq and is a predicted model, not a curated record.